Molecule: messenger RNA, 3810 nt
Organism: Lepisosteus oculatus (spotted gar)
Lineage: Eukaryota; Metazoa; Chordata; Actinopteri; Semionotiformes; Lepisosteidae
Source: RefSeq, a predicted model, not a curated record
GGGCGGGCGGCGGAGGCCCGGGAGCAGUGGGCGCAGCUGGAGGAGCUGGCCGGGCAGCGGGAACGGCGCCUGCGGGAGGCCGUGGCCCUGCACCAGUUCGAGGCCGACGCCAACGACAUGGAGGCCUGGAUCAUGGAGACGCUGCGGCGCGUGGCCGGCCCGGAGGUGGGCCACGACGAGUUCUCCACCCAGGCGCUGGCCAGGAAGCAGAGGGAGGUGGAGGACGAGAUCCACAGCCACCGGCCGCUCAUCGACUCCCUGCACGAGCAGGCCCUCGCCCUGCCCCCGGCCCGGGCCCGGGCCCCCCAGGUGGAGGGCCGGCUGCCCGCCAUCGAGCAGCGCUACGAGGAGCUGGGGGCCCUGGCCGCCGCCCGGCGGCAGGCCCUGGAGGGGGCGCUGGCGCUGUACCGCAUGUUCAGCGAGGCGGGCGCCUGCCUGCUGUGGGUGGGCGAGAAGGAGCAGUGGCUGCACGCCAUGGAGAUCCCGGAGAAGCUGGAGGACCUGGAGGUGGUGCAGCAGAGGUUCGAGACCCUGGAACCCGAGAUGAACAACCUGGGCGCGCGCAUCAGCGACGUCAACCAGGUGUCGCAGCAGCUCCUGAGCACGGACAACUGCAACAAGGAGCAGAUACACAGCACCCAGGACCAGCUCAACACCAGGUGGAGCGAGUUCCAGAGCCUGGCAGACCAGAAGAAGCAGGCCCUGGAGUCGGCCCUCAACAUCCAGAACUACCACCUGGAGUGCAACGAGAGCCGGACGUGGAUGAGGGAGAAGACCAAGGUCAUCGAGUCCACCCAGGGGCUGGGCAACGACCUGGCCGGGGUGAUGGCCCUGCAGCGCAAGCUGACCGGCAUGGAGCGCGACCUGGAGGCCAUCCAGGGCAAGCUGGACGGCCUGCGCGGGGAGGCCCACAAGCUGGCCCGGGAGCACCCGGAGCAGGGGGAGCAGAUCCAGGCCCGGCUGGCCGAGAUCCAGGAGGUGUGGGAGGAGCUGAACGGCACCAUGAAGAGGCGGGAGGAGAGCCUGGGGGAGGCCAGCAAGCUGCAGGGCUUCCUCCGGGACCUGGACGACUUCCAGGCCUGGCUGUCGCGCACCCAGACGGCCGUGGCCUCCGAGGACAUCCCCACCUCGCUGGCCGAGGCCGAGCGGCUGCUGGCCCAGCACGAGGGCAUCAAGAACGAGGUGGACAACUACCGCGAGGACUACCAGAAGAUGCGGGCGGUGGGCGAGGAGGUGACCCGGGGCCAGACGGACGCCCAGUACAUGUUCCUGGGCCAGCGGCUGCAGGCGCUGGACACGGGCUGGAACGAGCUGCGUCGCAUGUGGGAGAACCGGCACAACCUGCUGGCCCAGGCCUUCGACUUCCAGACCUUCCUGAGGGACGCCAUGCAGGCCGAGGGCUUUCUCAACAAUCAGGAGUACGUCCUGUCCCACACGGAGAUGCCCUCCACGCUGCAGGGCGCGGAGGCGGCCAUCAGGAAGCACGAGGACUUCCUGACCACCAUGGAGGCCAGCGAGGAGAAGAUCCACGGCGUGGUGGACAGCGGGCGGCGGCUCAUGGCCGAGGGCAACGCCAACGCCGACAAGAUCCAGGAGAAGGCCGACUCCAUCCAGGAAAGGCACCAGAAGAAUAAGCAGGCCGCUAGCGAGCUCCUGGCGAAGCUGAAGGACAAUCGCGAGCUGCAGCACUUCCUGCAGGACAGUCAGGAGCUGACCCUGUGGAUCAACGAGAAGAUGCUGACGGCCCAGGACAUGUCGUACGACGAGGCGAGGAACCUGCACAGCAAGUGGCAGAAGCACCAGGCCUUCACAGCCGAGCUGGCAUCCAACAAGGACUGGCUGGACAAGAUCGACAAGUGGGCUGAAGAGCUCGUGCCCGGGGGGGUGGCGACUGUCCUCUGUGAUGGCCAGAAUUCUACCACGGCCGCGGCCCCCAUAGAGCUGUUUGAUCCCGGUGAGAGCACAGCCGGUGAUCUUCGGGGCCAUGUUGACCGCAUGGGGCCCCCCCAGAUGCUGGAGAACCAGAUGUCGGUGCGCGAGAAGGAGGUGGAGGCCCUGCAGAGCCAGGCGCAGGCGCUGUCCCAGGAGGACGGCGGGCUGGCCGAGGUGGACGGCCGGCAGCGCGGCAUGCAGGAGAGCUUCUGCCAGCUGCAGGCGCCCCUGCAGCAGCGCCGGCUGCAGCUGCUCGCCUCCAAGGAGGCUCACCAGUUCAACCGCGACCUGGAGGACGAGAUCUCUGGCUGUCCCCCCCGCCCCCCGCAGGUGCGGCAGGUGCAGGACGACGCCGCGCGGCUCCAGAAGGCGUACGCCGGGGAGAAGGCAGAGGACAUCCAGCGGCACGAGCAGGCGGUGGCGGAGGCCUGGGCCGCCCUGCUGGCCGCCAGCGAGGAGCGCCGACAGGCCCUGCUGGACACCGUGGACAAGUUCCGCUUCUUCAGCAUGGUGCGCGACCUCGUGCUCUGGAUGGACGGGGUCAACCUGCAGAUCGACGCCCACGACAACCCCAGGGACGUGUCCUCGGCUGACCUGGUCAUCGGCAAUCACCAGGACAUCAAGAGCGAGAUCGAGGCGCGCGCCGACAGCUUCACCACCUGCAUCGAGACGGGCACCGCGCUCAUCGACAACAACCACUACGCCUCCGACGAGAUCCAAGAGAAGCUCGACCAGCUGCAGGAGAAACGUGCGGAGAUCAAUAACAAAUGGCAGGAAAAGAUGAACUGGCUGCAGAUCGUGCUGGAAGUCCUGCAGUUCGGGCGGGACGCCUCGGUGGCCGAGUCGUGGCUGGCCGGCCAGGAGCCCAUCGUGCGGGCGGCCGAGCUGGGCUGCAACGUGGACGAGGUGGAGAGCCUGAUCAAGAGGCACGAGGCCUUCGAGAAGCUCGCGGCCGGCUGGGAGGAGCGCUUCACGCUGCUGGAGAGACUCACCACGCUGGAGGAGCAGGAGAGGAAGAGGAGGCAGGAGGAAGAGGAGCGGCUGCGGCGGCCCCCCACGCCCCCCCCCGCCGAGCCCGAGGUGGCGCAGCCCGAGGCCGAGGACAAGAGCCAGGCUUCACAGGAGUCCGCCGCUGGGCUUCCGCCGUACCCCCAGGGCUCGGAGUCGGAGUCGGCCAACGGGCCGGGCCGCGAGCGGGACAGCGGGCUGGCCUCCUCCUCGCGGCUGGAGCCGGCGCCCUUCGCCACGCUGCCCGGCAAGGCCACGGAGCCCCCGGCGGACGAGCACAUCGAGGGCAUGCUGUGCCGCAAGCAGGAGAUGGAGUCCCACGCCAAGAAGGCCGCGAGCAGGUCCUGGCAAAACGUCUACUGCGUCCUGCGCAAGGGCAGCCUGGGCUUCUACAAGGACAACAAGAGCGCGGCCAACGGCGUGCCCUACCACGGCGAGGUGCCCCUCAGCCUGGCGGACGCCGCGUGCGAGGUGGCGCACGACUACAAGAAGAGGAAACACGUCUUCAAGCUGCGGCUGACCGACGGAAAGGAAUAUCUCUUCCAGGCUAAAGAUGAGGUGAGUUGUUGUUGGUAUAACUUUUUCACAGACCCCAGCUUGCUCUCCAUGAGACACACAGACAGGGAGAGAGGUGUAGAUUACUCGAGCUGCAUGCUGUCGAAAGGCAAGAGGAAAAGCUGCUGGUUCCGACAGUCCUCCCUAGCCCUCGAUUUUGAAGUGAGCGACAGAGGUCAGGCCGUGUGGGGGGCCUGCCUGGGACUGGAGAGGCUCCUGCUGCGCCUCAGCCUGGUGCUGCCACAGUUUCACGAGCUGUGUGUGUUGGACCGGGAAGCAGGCUUCACUGACUUCAGUGUGUCUUCCCGUAGGUGA